This is a messenger RNA of Aspergillus lentulus, 1464 nucleotides long. RefSeq names its product allantoate permease family MFS transporter. Gene Ontology annotation, biological process: transmembrane transport. Gene Ontology annotation, molecular function: transmembrane transporter activity. The record is from RefSeq and is a predicted model, not a curated record. Gene Ontology annotation, cellular component: membrane. Lineage: Eukaryota; Fungi; Ascomycota; Eurotiomycetes; Eurotiales; Aspergillaceae.
AUGACCGAACCAGACCACAAACCCUCCCUCCAGGAACCAUCGAAAGACGCCCAAGAAGACAUCGCCCAGGGCAUCGACAUUGAUUUGCAAAAUGUCGUCCUCGACCCAAAAAAGGAGCGCAAACUCCUCCUCAAACUCGACCUCGCCUUUGUCCCCAUCAUCAUGCUGACCUAUCUGUCCUGCUUUCUCGACCGAACCAACAUCGGAAAUGUCAAAGUAGCAGGCAUGCCCGAAGCCAUCGGCGCCUCGCCCAGCCAAUUCUCCACCGCCGUCUCCAUCUUCUACGUGACCUACGUGCUCCUCGAAGCCCCCUGGGCCGUGCUCAUGAAGAAGCUCACCCCGCGGAACAUCCUCACGGGGCUGUGUAUAGUCUGGUCCAUCACCACCGUCUUCACGGGGUUCGUGACGAAUGUCCCCGCGCUGUACGCUACCCGCCUGAUCCUCGGCGCCUGCGAGGCAGGCCUCUUCCCCUGCCUGAAUCUGUACCUGACGAUGGUCUACCGGCGCGAGGAGCAAGCAAAGCGCGUGUCGUACCUUAUGAGCUGCGCCGCGAUUUCCGGGGCGUUUGGCGGCUUGCUUGCGUAUGGACUGUUGCAUAUGGAUGGGAUUGGGGGGAAGGCUGGUUGGAGAUGGGUCUACAUAAUCGAAGGCCUCUUCAGCCUCAUCUGCGCCUUUCUCAUUUGGUUCGGCCUCCCCAACGACCCGUCCAACGCUUACUUCCUCACCCCCGACGAGAAACACAUGAUGCGGGUGCGCAACGCCCAGCGAGCCGCCUACAUGGGCAGCGACGAGUUCAGCUGGGCCGAGAUGCGGAUCGCCGUCACCGACCCCAAGCUCGCAUUCAGCGCCAUCACGCAAUUCUGCCAGGAUAUCCUGCUGUACGGGUUCAGCACUUUCCUGCCCACCAUCCUCAAGGGGAUCGGGUACGAUUCGCUGAUGAGCAAUAUCCUCACCGUGCCGGUGUACUUCUGGGCGGCGAUUGUGUUUGUGAGUGUGGCGUGGGCGGCGGAUCGGUAUAGUCGCUUUGCGAUGUUCCUGCUGGUCACGAAUGUGUUCGGGCUGGUGGGGUAUAUUCUGUUGCUGGCGGUGUCGAACAAUGCGGUCAAGUAUUUCGCGACGUAUCUGAUCGGGAUAGCGACGUACACCGGGGUCGGGCUGAACAUCGCCUGGCUGAAUGUGAAUGUGGCGCCGCAUUACCGCCGCGCGCUGGAGAUUGGGCUCCAGCAGACGAUUGGCAAUCUGGCGGGGAUUGUGUCUGGGCAGAUCUAUCGGACGUCGCCGUAUGUGCUUGGGAAUUCGUUCUCGUUGGGGGCGCUGGUUGUUGCGCAGGGGGUGGUGCUGGGGCAUGCGGUUUAUCUGCGGAGGGAGAAUAACCUCAAAGUAAAGAUUGAGGCGGGGGAAAAGGAGGAUACGAGGCGUGUUAGGACGGGGGAUAAGGCGUUGGAUUUUGUGUAUCAUUAUUGA